AUGGCUCCCCCGGCCGAGAUCUCCAUCCCCUCGACCAUCCUCUCGACCGGCGAAGCGAAGCCCUACACCCUCUACAACAUCACCCUCCGCCUGCCCCUGCGCUCCUUCGUCGUCCAGAAGCGAUAUUCCGACUUCGCCACCCUCCACCAGUCCCUCGCCGAGCAGGUCGGCGCCCCGCCCCCGAAGCCGCUGCCCGGCAAGUCCUGGUUCAAGUCCACCGUCUCCUCCCCGGACCUGACGGAGCAGCGCCGACAGGGCCUCGAGGCCUACCUCCGCGCCAUCGCCGAGUCGCCCGACCGCCGCUGGCGAGACACCUCCGCCUGGCGCUCCUUUCUCAACCUCCCCAGCACCGGCGGCGGCAGCACGAGCAACUCCGCCGCGAGCGCCCACGGCCUGAUCACAAGCGGCCGCGCCGGCGCCGCGGACCCGACGACCUGGCUCGACCUGCACCGCGAGAUGAAGAGCAACCUCCACGAGGCGCGGCUGAGCCUGUCGCGCAGGGACGCCGCGGCGGAGAACAACAACAGCACGGCGGCGGCGGAGGCUGGCGCCGCGGCGAAGAGGGCGCUGGUCAAGGCGGGCACGCUGAUCGGGAACCUUACCGCGGGGCUGCGCACGAUGCAGGAGAAGGGCGCCCUCGGCGACGGCGAGCUGCGCAGGCGGCGCGACCUGCUGGCCUCGGCGCGGGUCGAUAGGGAGGGCCUGGAGCGGCUGAGCAACAGCAUGUCGCAGAACGGCCGGGCCGCCAGGGAAGGGUGGGCCUCGUCGGGGGACAAGGCGGCGCUGCUGGGAGGGGCCAGCAGCAGUGCCAGCGGGGCGCGGACCGGCGGGCGGGUUCUCGGCGCGCCGCUGCCCGAGACGGAGCGCACGCGGGAGCUGGACAACGACGGGGUCGUGCUGCUGCAGCGGCAGAUGAUGAGCGAGCAGGAUGAGCAGGUGAACACGCUCGCGGCGAUUGUGCGGCGGCAGAAGGAGAUGGGGCUGCAGAUCAACGACGAGGUGGAGGCGCAGACCAAGAUGCUCGACCGGGUCAACGAGGACGCCGACCGCGUCGGCGGCAAGAUCAAGGUCGCGAACCGGCGCAUCGGCAAGUUCUGA
Molecule: messenger RNA, 1098 nt
Organism: Colletotrichum gloeosporioides
Lineage: Eukaryota; Fungi; Ascomycota; Sordariomycetes; Glomerellales; Glomerellaceae
Exons: 1
Coding region: 1-1098 (365 amino acids)
Cellular component (GO): intracellular membrane-bounded organelle
Molecular function (GO): phosphatidylinositol binding
Source: RefSeq, a predicted model, not a curated record